UGCGUGUCGAAGGUCACGGCGCGCUCACAAUGGAGCUCUCCGAGUCUGUGCAGAAAGGCUUCCAGAUGCUGGCGGAUCCCGGCUCCUUCGACUCCAACGCCUUCACGCUUCUCCUCCGGGCGGCUUUCCAGAGCCUGCUGGACGCCCAGGCGGACGAGGCCGUGUUAGAAUAAUAAGAAUUCCCUAGAAAUCCUACUGGGAAGCAUAGGUAGAUCUCUCCCUCAUAUAACGGAUGUUUCUUGGCGCUUGGAAUAUCAGAUAAAGACCAAUCAACUUCAUAAGAUGCACAGGCCUGCAUAUUUGGUGACCUUAAGUAUACAGAACACUGAUUCCCCAUCCUACCCAGAGAUUAGUUUUAGUUGCAGCAUGGAACAAUUACAGGACUUGGUGGGGAAACUUAAAGAUGCUUCGAAAAGCCUGGAAAGAGCAACUCAGUUGUAACUUGGGGAAGUUAACGAUCCGCCCGAGUGCAGAGGAAAACCAGAAACGCCUUGCCUUGAGCUGAACCACCGUUUGUGCGAGCUGGAUGUUCUUUUCAGUAGAAAAGAAUUUUCCUUUUGAAUUUAUACCAUUCAUCAAUUUUGACACUUUUAAAAACACGUGUGAAAGGGUUAAGAGGGAAAGAUACUGCCCAAGUAUUGAAUCGUUUAGUACUAACUGUCCAUUUAUUCUAUUUUGAUCUUUUUCAAGUCUUCUGAAAGGAAGUAGACAGUAUUACACCCUGAAUAAAUAAGGUGUUGUUUUCCACAAAGAGUGAUGAUAUUUUGUUUGGAUCUGAAUUCGUGUGUUAAUUAUUACUUUAUGUGAAGCUAGAUAGGAGUAGUGUGAACUUUUAACGAUAGCCUUUUCUCAGGAUUAAAGUUAAACAAGGAGUAAAGGAUGCGAUCCCCCCGGGUCUGUCGCAGAACCCUGCUUCGGGACUCUGGGGGCCGGGGCGGGCGCGGGCGGCUGCGCGGCCCGUUACCUGCGCCCGAGGGCUCGCCCACAUCCCGACCCUCGGCCGCCGGCUCCCGGCCCGGCGCGGAGCCCCUGCCCGGAGCCAGCCGUCGCCCGCGCGCGCCCCGCCUCGGCCGCCGGCGGGCGGGGAAGAGGCCGGCGCGGCCGCGGGCGGGCGGGCAGGGGCGGGCGCUGUUGUUUCUGCGAGCCCAACUCGGGCGCAGGUUCCGCGCCGCGGCGCCUGAGCCUGGGCCGCAGCCCGCGGGGCCGGCCGGGGGACGGCGGCCGGGGGACGUAUGCGCCCCGGGAGGAGGCGGGCGGCCGGGAGAAAGAAAGAACGGGGGGCGGGGUGGACUGCGCGGCGUGCGGGGCCGGAGUGGCGGCCGCGCGGAGCAAGGCGGCGCGUGUGGCGCUGUGGAGAAAUGUCUCCACCGCCGCGGCGCGGGGCGAGGGAGGGGGCCGGGCGCGCGGCGCAGAGGGGAGGGGGCGGCCACGGGCCUGACUACACCGACACUAAUUCCCAGGCCGCCCUUAAGGAAUGAGGGGAGCACGUGACCCGCUGGGGGGGCGGCGGGGG
Chlorocebus sabaeus (green monkey) is the source of this 1513-nucleotide messenger RNA. The record is from RefSeq and is a predicted model, not a curated record. Lineage: Eukaryota; Metazoa; Chordata; Mammalia; Primates; Cercopithecidae.